CAGCUACGACAUGUCUGGACGUGGAAAGGGAGCCGGUAAGACCAGAGCGAAGGCCAAGACCAGGUCCUCCAGGGCCGGCCUCCAGUUCCCCGUGGGCCGUGUCCACAGGCACUUGAGGAAGGGUAACUACGCCCGGCGUGUCGGCGCCGGAGCUCCGGUGUACCUGGCGGCGGUGCUGGAGUAUCUGACCGCUGAGAUCCUGGAGUUGGCCGGGAACGCGGCCCGCGACAACAAGAAGACCCGCAUCAUACCCCGUCACCUGCAGCUGGCCGUCCGCAACGACGAGGAGCUCAACAAGCUGCUGGGCGGAGUGACCAUCGCUCAGGGCGGCGUGCUGCCCAACAUCCAGGCGGUGCUGCUGCCCAAGAAGACCGAGAAGGCCGCUAAGAAGUAGACACAACAACACCACAACAACAACGGCUCUUUUAAGAGC
Messenger RNA from Pseudoliparis swirei, 433 nucleotides. RefSeq names its product late histone H2A.L3. Gene Ontology annotation, molecular function: DNA binding; structural constituent of chromatin; protein heterodimerization activity. The transcript has a single exon. The record is from RefSeq and is a predicted model, not a curated record. Gene Ontology annotation, cellular component: nucleosome. Bases 11 to 394 code for a protein of 127 amino acids. NCBI's taxonomy places the organism in Eukaryota, Metazoa, Chordata, Actinopteri, Perciformes, Liparidae.